CAGACGAGUCUCUCUCUAUAUGCACAGUGCGAUAGCUUCUGACGCAGUGAGGCAGUGACAGCCAGACUGACAUAUGUACACCCACCCUCAGAAGGCAGUCCCGCUAUCGCUAGCCGCUGAUGUCGAUCCAUUCUAUGGCGCUCCCUGCAGGGACUGGCCUCUCCCGCCAUCCGCACCACCCGUCUUGUAACUGGCGAACAGCGCGUCGAUCUCCACCGAGUAGUCCAUUGCGGGCCCGCGGCCGCGGCCUUUGCUGCCCCGUGAUGAGCGCACAGAUCGCUGAGCCGACCCGGUGGCCGUCUUCUUCGCAGCCCGGCCCUUCUUCUUCGCUGAGGCCGCCGCAGCAGUGGGUGUGGUCUUGCUAUGCCCAUCUCCGUCGCCAUGCCCCUGUGCUCCUUCUCCCGCCUCUAUCGUCGCCCAGGCCUCCGCCUCUCCCCAUUUGCCGACCUGACCGGCGCCCUCCCCUGCGUCACCACCCGGCUGUCCCGUCCCCAUGAUCUGCGAAGCCUCCCGCUUCCGUUGAUAGUGGUUGCGGUGGCGACCGCGGCCCUCGAACUUCACACGCUCAGCGCUCUCUGACGGCCGCUUCCUGGUCGUGGAGCCGAGGCUGAGCAGCAGCGCACGGGCAGCAUCCGUGCCAGCCGGGGGAAUAUACAGGGAUGGCACUGCUGCCGCAGCCGAUGCACCGCCCGAUGCGCCACCCGAUGCACCAGCCGGUGCGCCACCCGAUGCGCCGCCCGAUGCACCAGCCGGUGCCGCCGACGAUGCAAAUGCAUAGGCCUGAUGCUGAGGGAUGCCGAACAGGGCCUCGGCUGCAGACCAGGUGGCAGUCGAGGGUGUCGUGGUGUUGUCGUGUUCUAAGAAGAGAGCCGCGGACGUCUGCCCCUCUCCCGCCCUUGGGAUCGGCAGGGAGAGCGCGCCCCGCUGGUCUUCUCCAUCCAUUCUCCUACACCAUCUUUCCUCUAUCGCCUCCCUGAGCUCGCACAGCAU
Molecule: messenger RNA, 990 nt
Organism: Vitrella brassicaformis
Lineage: Eukaryota; Vitrellaceae
Source: the annotation of a GenBank genome assembly